AUGUCAGGUGAAGGUCCCAGUGAGCUUCCUAUACACUACGGCGGUAAAACCAUGGACGGAGAACUCAUCAAAAGACCAAACUCACCGCCCAUGCCCUCCUCUCCAACACGCAUAUAUCAUCCAGAAUCUCGACGACCUAAUUUCUCACCAGAACCAAUUGAACCAAUCUUCACAGACGCAGAGAACGUCAGAGCAGGUCUGCGUCGUCGACCUAGUCACCAGAACCCAAUGCGUCGCCAUUCCGGAGGCGAAUAUGAUUCUCAACGUCCUUCAUUCUCAGAGCGAUCUUCUGCUGACAGAAGACCACUGAGAGCACGAGAUGAUGGAUACUUCCGUGAUGAUGAUCGUCCAAUGUCCCGUUCUCGUGCAGAUGAAUACCGUUCUCACCCAGAUUUGCGAGAGAAGUCUCGUCCUCCCCGCACUUACCGCAAUGUCGACGCAUGGGAUCGAGGGCCAGGCUCUGCUUCGAAGCCUUACUUCGAGGAGAGCAGAGAAUUCAGAGGUAGCAUGGAUCCAGAUCUCGAGAAAGGCGGUUACAGUCCGUACAAGAGACCCAGCGAAGAUCAGGAAAGCAUUGACGGUUACAACUACGAUCAACACAAGAAAGGAUACAAACCAUCCAACGCAGCCACAAUCGAUUUCAAGAACCUCUCUCCCGAGGAACGAAAAGAAGUCAUGAGACUUCCAUGGACGCAAUGGAUGCACUCCGAUUUCAAGAACCACUUCGUCGCAACAAUGGGCGAAUUCGUCGGCACAACCAUGUUCCUCUUUUUCGCCUUCGCUGGCACCCAAGUAGCCAACAUCCAAUCGACCGCCACCUCAACAACCACCUCGGGCGGCGCCACCGGCUUCAACAUCGCAGUCUACCUCUACAUCUCCGUCAUCUUCGGCUUCUCCCUCAUGGUCAACGUCUGGAUCUUCUUCCGCAUCUCCGGCGGGCUCUUCAACCCAGCCGUCACCUUCGGCAUGGUGCUCGUCGGCGCCGUCCCCGUCGUACGUGCCGUUUGCCUAUUCUUUGCGCAAAUCGUCGGCGCUAUUGCUGCCAGUGCUAUGGUUUUGGGAUUGUUCCCGACUCCGCUUAAUGUCAGGACGACGCUGGCGGGUGGUGCGAGUUUGGUGCAGGGUGUGUUUAUUGAGGCGAUUUUGACGGCUGAACUGGUGUUUACGAUUUUUAUGCUGGCGAAGGAGAAACAUAAGGCUACGUUCAUUGCGCCGGUGGGAAUUGGACUUGCGUUGUUCAUCGCGGAGAUGGUGGGCGUUUACUAUACCGGCGGAUCGCUCAAUCCUGCUCGUAGUAUCGGUCCUUGCAUCGUUACUGGCACGUUCGAUAGCGAGCAUUGGAUUUACUGGGUCGGACCUUUCCUCGGAACUCUCAUCGCAGUAUUCUUCUACAAGUUCAUCAAGAUGCUGGAAUACGAGAUGGCUAAUCCGGGACAAGACGGGGAUCCCGAGAAUGAUCCUACGCAGAAUGAGGAGAAACGACAGGAGUUGAUGAAGAGGAGACAGAUGCGUUCGGAGUCUAAGGUUAGAGCUGCGAGGGACUAA
Glarea lozoyensis ATCC 20868 is the source of this 1545-nucleotide messenger RNA. RefSeq names its product Aquaporin-like protein. Bases 1 to 1545 code for a protein of 514 amino acids. The transcript has 3 exons. Gene Ontology annotation, biological process: transmembrane transport. NCBI's taxonomy places the organism in Eukaryota, Fungi, Ascomycota, Leotiomycetes, Helotiales, Helotiaceae. Gene Ontology annotation, molecular function: water channel activity. Gene Ontology annotation, cellular component: plasma membrane. The record is from RefSeq and is a predicted model, not a curated record.